This is a messenger RNA of Hymenoscyphus albidus, 1257 nucleotides long. The record is from the annotation of a GenBank genome assembly. NCBI's taxonomy places the organism in Eukaryota, Fungi, Ascomycota, Leotiomycetes, Helotiales, Helotiaceae.
AUGGCUAUAACAAGAAAAACACGGUUUUCCGACCUCCCCAGUGAACUACGCUCCAUGAUCUGGAAUUACGCAUUCAACACUUCCUCCCAGAUUCAAACUCUCAGCAUCUUCGACACACGCCUUUACGAGCGAGACAACAGCAAAAACACCAUCGUCUCCUCAUCCUCGUCUACCACCGUCGGGCCAAUCAUCCCAGUCAAGUCCCACUGGAGCAUCGUCUCAGUUCCCAAACGAUGUCUCCCCACCGCCCUCCUCACCUGCCGCGAAACCUGGGCCUUCUCAUCAAACUUCCUAGGCGCUUACCGAGAAAGCCAUGAACUCGUCAAUCCCGCUUCAAUCACCAUAUUGCAAGCCAACCCCGAGAAAUUCUACCAAAAGACAACUUACUCACCUAUCCCCAAGACCAUCCAGAAGGGACAAGACUUCCUCAUCAAGCCCGAUGAAAUCGUCCAUUUCCGCCCCUUCGAGCAGACGAUCCGCUCCGACUCCGGCCAUACAUUAGAAAUCACCAGCCAGGAUCGGGCGAUGAAGUUCUUCGGCAUCAAAUACCUCGCCAUCUCCUACACGGAUCUGUAUUAUUUCAAACACGCCACUCCGCACACCGUCAAAUUCCACAAUCUGCAAAUCCUCUUCGUGCUCAAACCGCAGUAUGGAGAAAGAGAGGGCAAUCCCUGCUCCGAAGACGAGUUCGAAUAUGCUUUCCGAUAUGCGAAUGCUCGCGCCUUGAGGUAUACCGACAUCUACCCUGUCUGGCAGAUGGAGCUUGACGAGCUGCCUCUCAGGAUCAUCCGAGUUGACAGCUUAGAGGCGGCGGCGAGGGCGGUGAGGAGUGUCAAUAAGUUGGAGGCGACGGGGUGGGAAAUGUCGAGGAGUGUUUUGUGUGUGGCGUAUAAAGGGGGGCCGGGGGUGUCUGCGCUGCCUUAUUCGGGUCCGGUUCUUGGGAGGCGGACGGUGGAUUAUGAGCUUAAUCUUUGGAGGGGUUGCGGGGAUGGGGUGAGGGUGCAGGAGCUUGUUGAUUGGGAUGAGAGGGAGGAGAUGGGUGGGCUUGAUGGGAUUGAUGUGGUGAGGAUGCUUGCUUCGAAUUCUAAUUCUUUCUGGGCGGAUGAUGAAGAUGAUGUUGCUGGCUUUGGGGAUUAUUUCUCGGCGUUGGAUGAGUUGGAUGGACUGGGUGGACUGAAUGGAAUGGAUGAUUUGGAUGAUUUGGAUGAGCUAGAUGGGCUGGAUGAGCUGGAUGGUCUGGACGACUUGGAUGAAUAG